Thunnus maccoyii (southern bluefin tuna) is the source of this 3206-nucleotide messenger RNA. RefSeq names its product RIPOR family member 3 (gene ripor3). The transcript has 26 exons. The record is from RefSeq and is a predicted model, not a curated record. Bases 30 to 3140 code for a protein of 1036 amino acids. NCBI's taxonomy places the organism in Eukaryota, Metazoa, Chordata, Actinopteri, Scombriformes, Scombridae.
CCAAUGGAAAAAAUGGCGCCAAACAUGAGAUGCUACUCUGUGCUUCAAACCAGCUCCAAACCAACAGGAUGUCGGUGAAGCUGCGAUUCGACUCUCCCUCGGAUGGAGGUUUGAUCCACAGGAGCCGUUCCUUCACCGGUUUCAGCUCUCUGACUGGACGACGACGGCAGUCCUCUGUUCGGACCUCUCUUCGCUCCAAAGCCAUAGCCGGAGGUAAAUCUCCCAGGAUGCAGCUGUCUCCCAGCAGAGGAGGAGGAGCUAUCUGGUCUAUGCAGCCGGAGGAGGUCGACAGGGUCUUCCAGGCGCUACGCAAAGGACUCAAGGAGUAUCUGGAGGGUCACCAGGCAGAGAUGGACUUCCUGUCUUCACAGCAGAGAGAGACCAAGAGAAACUCCAGACUGGCCUUUCUGUAUGAUCUGGAGAAGGAGAUCAGAGCGGUGGAGAGAUACAUACGAAGAUUAGAAUUUCAAAUCAGCAAGGUGGAGGAGCUGUAUGAGACGUAUUGUAUCCAGUGGAAGUUGUGUCAGGGAGCGGUCAACAUGAAGAGAGCCUUCUCGCUGUCCCCGUCUACCCGAGCCUCCAGAGAGAGUCUGCUGGAGCUCAACCGCAACCACAAACACAGCCUGCAGGACAUGUCAGUGAUGGAAGGAGAAUUAGAAAUCCUCCUCGGAGAGCUACACAUCAAAAUGAAAGGUCUGAUCGGCUUCGCUCGACUCUGCCCUGGAGACCAAUACGAGGUGGUGGUGCGGCUGGGCCGCCAGCGUUGGAGGAUCAGAGGCAGGAUCGAAUCAGACGACACACAGUCCUGGGACGAAGAGGAGAUGGUCUUCCUCCCACACAUACACCACAACUUUGAGAUCAAGGUGAUGGAAGCCAAGGGUUUGGGUUGGCUGCUGGUUGGCAUGGUAACGUGUGCGAGCGCAGACUUCUUUGUGGUGAGGCCGCAGCUGAUGUUGGUGGACGUCACGGAGCUGGGAACCAUCAAACUGCAGCUGGAAGUCACCUGGAAUCCAUUUGACAGCACGGAGAAGAUGCGUCCGCUGUCUGUCAGCAGGCAGUCGGUCUCCAGCAGAAAGAGUUCAGUUUACAGCUGGACGGCACCGAGCACCCCCUCCUUCACCGAGAAAUACUUUAUAUCGAUGGUGCGUGAGCUGCGGGAUCGAGAAGGUUCCCUCCCUUCACUGGUAUCUAAAAGUCGUCAUAACAGAGGAGGCGUGUCUCUGCUCAGCUACCUGUCCAACCCUUCGCACACCGCUAUCACGUCACACCACAGCCCUCAAAGCCCUAAUACCCCGAGUCUCAUGUGGACUCACAGCUACCCUUCCAGCCCCAGUCAAGGCACCAGUCUGGUAGGAAGCCAGACUCACCUGUCCCUGGGAGAGGAAGGAUCCUCAGAGAUCUCCACAGAGGAGAGGGAGGAGAGGAAGGAGGAGGAGGAGGAGGAGGACGACAAGGAGUGGGGAGAGUUUGAUUCUCCAUCCACACCAGCAGAGAGUAAAACAUUUUCCCUGCCGGUUCUACAGAGGUCCAGCACUCCUGACAUCCUGAGAAAAAACACAGCUGGAGAACCAGAUGUUGAGACGCACAGAGCAGCCCUAGAACAGGACAGCGUCAGCGUGCAGGACUCCCCAGAAUGUCAGUCAUAUUCUGCCCCAGCCUCCCCCUCACCACCCACUCCUCUGCCCCCAGCUGUAGCCCCCUCCUCACCCACGGCAGCCGCUCCGGCCCCGGGGAGGCCGGGGGUGAGCGGCGCCCAGCGCAGGGCUCAGGCCCUCAGGCUGGGAGCCAUGAUAGCAGAGCUGGAGAAGACGUUUCGGAAACAGAGCUGCUCUGAGAAGGAGCUGAGAGCUCUGGACAACAAGAUACUGCACCUGGCAACCAUACUGAAGAACGACCUCUCCCUGUUGAGAAGCUCAUCAUCAGAGGAGACUCUGGCUGUCGAGGAAGUAUUGGGCAGCUUUGACUUCCUGUCACAUGACUUCAACGCAGAUGACGACACUUCCUGUUUGGGCAGCAUGAGGCUAAAAGACAGCGGCAUCAGUUCUCUCCAGCAGAGCACGCUGAGGAGUCUCGGCCUCCUCUCUCAGGACAGCCAAUCAGCUUCUGAGGAGGAGCUGGUCAUCACCCCUCUGACUUCUGGGAAUUGGGGUCUUGACCAGGCUCUGGAGACUCACCUGGACAUCUGCGGCAUCCUGCUACAGAUGAUGAAAACGACUGACUUCAGCCCGUCUCGGAGGGAUCUGCUGGAAGAAAUGGCUCUCCAAGCUGAAGUCCUGGACAGAGUCAGCUGUUUGCUGCUAGAGAAGAAUGACAACAUCUCUGCCAUUGACAUCCUCCCUAAAGCUCAGAGAAGGAGGGACACGCUGUUGUUUUGGGAGGAGUGUGUUAACGACAGCAGCUCGCCUUUCUGUUGCCACACCGACUGCUUCUCCAGGACGCUAAAGAAACGUUACACGCACAAGGUGAAGGCCAAGCAGCCCGGCCAAUCAGAAAAAGUGUUUUCUCAGCUGCUGCAGCAGGUCCAGACAGCCUGCCGGGUGGUGCCCAGCCCUCGGCCCGUCUGCAGCCCAGAGAGAGUCACCCUCUUCCAGCUGUCGGUGUAUCUGAAACGCUGGAGCAUCCAGGAGCUGGGAGAACACAUCUCACGCCUCUCCAAAGAAGAGUACAUCCUGUCUGCCCUGAGGAGCCCUAAAAGGAGGCGGGGUUUAAAUAAACUGAGGGGGCGGAGCAUCUCGGAGCUCCUCCCGCUGGCGUGCACGCUGCAGACUCUGGCCGCCCUGCAGAUCGACUCCAACCACAAAGUCUGCAAAGCUGCUGCCAACUGCCUCUGCAGAGCUGCAGGCUGCAAGGCCUUCAGGAGCAAAGCGGUAGUUUACUACACGGAGAGUCUGAAGAGCACUAAUGCUCAAACCCAACAAGGCUCCUGUCUGGCUCUUAAAUGUCUCAGGGCGACAGAGAGCGUGGACCACAUAGCAGAUCUGUGGAGAUCAGCGGAUGAAGAUCUUCGCAGCGCUGCCAGAGAGACUGUCCUCUCUUUUGGUAAAAAGGGGUACCUGGCCUUCCAGCGGAUGGACCAGCUGUACGCUGAGUUGCAGGAGGAGGCUUACCAGAACCAAGAGACUGAGAUUACGAUCCUAUAAGUAAACAAGUCUGGACCUAAAAGAAGCUUGUGGGUCUUGUAUUUUUCUGGUUUGGACCCAACAUGA